AUGUCGAGCAGGGCCUUGGCAGUGAAGGCAUCCAAGAUCUCUGGGGUGUCCAGCUCCGGCACGAAGAGCCGGAGAACCACCACCCGAAAAGGAACCAACGACUCUGGUUUUGGAGACGGGUCAAAAGCCUCCAGCUCAGUCGAGGACUACCAUGUGAAUCGCGAAGGCCACAAUGCCUCCGACAAGUUCAUUGUGGGUGUCAUCGGUGCGACAUUGAUGAUCGUCCAGGUAGUGGUGCUUAUUGCUGGCCUAACCUCAUGGCUAAAAGUUGUGAACACAGAGCUUGUUGAAGAGCUUCGAAAAGCUGGCAUCGACAAUGCUUGA
Molecule: messenger RNA, 324 nt
Organism: Effrenium voratum
Lineage: Eukaryota; Dinophyceae; Suessiales; Symbiodiniaceae
Source: the annotation of a GenBank genome assembly